This is a messenger RNA of Pyricularia grisea, 3660 nucleotides long. RefSeq lists its product as uncharacterized. The transcript has 2 exons. NCBI's taxonomy places the organism in Eukaryota, Fungi, Ascomycota, Sordariomycetes, Magnaporthales, Pyriculariaceae. The record is from RefSeq and is a predicted model, not a curated record. Bases 1 to 3660 code for a protein of 1219 amino acids. Gene Ontology annotation, molecular function: protein binding.
AUGACAAUCUUCUCGAGCCUGGGUGAUGUGUCCGCACGGGCCAAAACACCAUCAAGGAACUUUCUUUCGCUGGUGGUCAUCGCGUCCUUAGCAACAGCAGCAUCAACGCCGUCAGCUCUGCCUUACGUCCCGACGACCAUCUUACUCCCCGGUUCCUCUGGCUUCAGUCCGCCCGCCCAGAGCAACCAGGACAAAGUAGCCUAUAUCUUCCACCCAACCUCGGAGAGCUCUGUUGAUUUUCUGGCCCUCGACAUCUCAUCCACACUUUCAGUCUCGUCCCUCCGCCUGGAGACACUGAAUUCUGGCCUACCCUUCCUCAAGCAGGGCAAUAAAACGACGACUUUCACGCCCUCGCUACUCAGCAACCAAACCGUUGCCGCAUAUGUGGGAGACUGUGCCUCCCAGUCCGGCGCCCCGGCUGUUUGGACGGCCCCGCUGCCCGACUCUGUUUCUCGCAAAGAUGAGAUCACAUGGGACUACGACGGAGCCCCGGAUGCCGCCGACGCGACUUUUGUGCAUUCCGGUAAAGGGCCCAUGUUCCUAGGGGGCACCAUGAGCUUUUCUGCUCAGCUUUCUCCAACGGUGUCACCACCGUCUGUUUACUAUUAUGGUGGCAUGUGUCCUUUCACAAACCAAUCUGGAACUGACUGGACCAAGAGCGCCACAUACUCGAACCAAAUGCUUAAGCUUGGCCUCCCGGCAGAUAAUGCUUUUAACAUAAGUCCUAUCGUCACCACCGGCCGCUCGCCAGGUGCCCAAGCUGGUUUCACUCUCACCUCAUUGUCACCCUCCAUCUCUAAUCGCGGUGAUGUGGUCACGCAGCAGCUCGACAGCGUCGUCCUGGGGGGCCAUAGCGCCCUUGGUUACAUCAACAUGGGAGAGGCUGCCAUCUGGAGCGUUCCCCAAGAAACGUGGAAACUCAUCAAGAUACAGCAGCCCAAUGCCGGUAGGACCGAGCUUGCGGUCAAGAAAGACGAGCUCCCCGACCAGGUCGAAAGCCGGUCUGGCCACACCACAGUCUUGAGCGCGGAUGGGAGCAAGCUUAUCGUCCUGGGCGGCUGGGUCGGCGAUAUAAGCAGAGCCGCUCUCCCACAGCUUGCCAUAGUGGAAGUUAGUGCCGACUUCAGCGAGUGGAAGUGGACAAUUCCUGCAGAACAGCCCAACGGGCAGGCUAUAUUCGGUCACGGCGCUGCCGUCCUGCCAGGUAACAUAAUGAUGGUAUAUGGCGGCUACUCGAUCGCAUCAGAAGCCCAAGAUUCGACUUCCUCCCGACUCAAGCCAAGGCAGGCAGGGGGAAGCGGCGAAAUACCAAUGUUCCUCAAUAUCAGCUCAAUGACCUGGUCGAACGAGUAUACUAACCCUGAACGCUCCACGAGCUCGGGCAAUGAACAAGGCAGUGCACACGAAGUAAGGAAAAGUAACCUUGGACUGAGUCUGGGCCUGGGUCUAGGUCUGGGUUUAGGUCUCAUCGCCCUUGCUGUCGCCGGAUACUUUCUCUGGCGAAAGCGCCAGCGCAACCGCCGUCGCGACUCAGCCGUCCGUGCGCUGGCCCAAGAUGCUAGCAUGUUCCUUCCGCCGGGCGACAUGAUGGAGCGUGACGAUGCCAGCUUGAAUAGGGGCUGGAACUCGACACAGGCCUACGAAUGGUACACAGGUGGCGCUGACCCGUUCCAGCGAGCCGACAGGACCCGUCUUACUUCGCAUGCUGUGGGCUACGAAAGCUUGCGCGGGGCAUCGGGACCGGGAGGCUUCUCCGCAUCGACACAAAAGGCAGUGACGCGCAAGCCAGUUGGUUCAAGGAGUCUAGGUGGUCACCUUUAUAUGCCACCUCCGCUCGACUUGAGCCCUCGGAGCCGGGGAGCGACCGAAAUGAAUGUGAUCCACGAGGCAGAUGAAGAGGUUGAGGCUUCUAUCGCAGAACCACCAGCCACAAGUGCUGUUGUGGUUCAGACAAGACCGAUUUCCCAGGAGAGCGAUCCAUUCCUGACACCGACGACUCCCAACGGGUUCAAUGUAGCGUGGAGGCAGGAAGAGUCACCCAGGUCAUCCACAGGGCCAGGUUACACCCCAGAUGUCCAGCAAUGGGUGCAGGAGGCCGAAGAGAUAGAUGCCGAAGUUACUGCCCGCAUUCCAUCACUGAGAUCGAUGCCGCACACUACCACUAUCACAACAUCUGUACCGCUUCAAGAUUCCCGCCCGAGCAGCCGCUCGCCGACUCAAAGAAGCCCGUUAUCUCGUGCGUCAGAUGGCGGAAACGAGCCGCCUUCAGCUAACCUUGCGGACCAAGGGGUCAUUCAAAGCUUGUCCAGGUCCGGAUCCAUCAGGUCUCCCCCGGAUCUCACGCGCGGUGUCACAGGCACCCUGGUCACCCCGGUCGGCAAUGGCAACGAAGACAAAAUUCAGGAGAGAAGCUCGGGAGAAAGCAGCGGUGAAAUGGCAUACAAGACAGCGAAUUCAAGCUUCUCGGCCCUGCAGGCAGAGGGACCGGCGCUUCUCACCGGCAGUUCCGCAGCAGCAGCAGCAGGUAGCAUCAACAGUAACCACAGAAGAAGCCUGAUUGGCGGAACCUCACCUUCACAAGACGAAGAUGACUACGAGUUUCAGCAGGGAAGCCCCAGCAAAAUGAAGAGACGCGCGUCAUGGUUUGGCCUCGGCACCCUGGGCAGCCUGCGGAGGGCCGUCAGCUCCUCAGGACGUAGAGAUUCUUCCUCCGAUGCGGCAGCCAGGGGCGGAGGCGGCAAGACGAGCAGUUCCGAGUGUGGAGUCUGCCAGGAUCCCAGUCACUGCGGCGCCGGCACCGUGUCGCGCCGCCGCAGACAGGGCCGGGGAGCGUGGGAGGUGGAUGCCUCUGGAAGCGGCCAAUAUCGGGGCAGCAGCACGCCGCCGCGCCGGCUGUCUUACAGGCUCGACGAGGACGAGGAGGACGAUUGGGACAUUGAGAAGGCCUCGGAGCGACGUUCAGUGCAAUACGCGUUUACGGUGCCUAGGGAGCCCCUGCGUGUAGUCAAUGUCGAUGUUCAGAGGGCGAGUUUUGAUACCACAGCUCAGGAAGAGCGUGGAGAAGGCCGAACAGAACCACAGGCAACGACAGAUGUCGAAUUGGACAAGGUUGAUCAUCCUAACUCCAACAGAGAGAACGGGAGAACCGAAGAGUCUAUUCGGAUGGGCAGCCGAGAAGAUGAUAUAUUUUUAAGCGACGCGGGUGGCCCAUCGAGCAGAGUGAGAGUGCCUUCAGGAUCAGGAUCGACGCCAAUCGUAUGUGAACCGCAAAUUAUGGGUUUCCCCCCGGGAAUGUCCACGGGUGGAGACAAUGGACAGGACGAGGAUCAUCUCCAGGUGCCAACUCCUAGGACUCCAACGUUCCCAAGAGACGGCGAGAAUGACGACAGGAACGCAGAAGGCCUGGAAUCCGAUGGCCUGUCUCCGCGUCAUCAGUCCGACAGGCGCUCAUUCGAAUCCCGGAUGUCGGUCGACUCGUCGGCCAACCACGUCAUCGGACUGGCGCAGGCCGUCAGCCUGACGAGGAGCUCAGCCUUGCCUACGCCACGGCCUUCACCGCCGACGAGGGUCAUGGAGAUGGUGGGCCGAAUCGAGGAGGAGGAGCAAAGGGGCGAGAGCCGCCAAAGCUCCCCUGCCCGCAGUACACAGAUGAGGAAAUGA